Capsicum annuum is the source of this 2711-nucleotide messenger RNA. RefSeq names its product probable auxin efflux carrier component 1c. Gene Ontology annotation, molecular function: auxin efflux transmembrane transporter activity. NCBI's taxonomy places the organism in Eukaryota, Viridiplantae, Streptophyta, Magnoliopsida, Solanales, Solanaceae. Bases 589 to 2406 code for a protein of 605 amino acids. The transcript has 6 exons. The record is from RefSeq and is a predicted model, not a curated record. Gene Ontology annotation, biological process: auxin polar transport; auxin export across the plasma membrane. Gene Ontology annotation, cellular component: endoplasmic reticulum; plasma membrane.
ACUAGCCAAAAGACCAAAACAAGAAAGAAAAUGACUUUAAAAAGAAAGCUCCGGCAAACAAGUACUUAGAGGGACACCACCUCCAACCGAAAUGCUUUUUCUCCACACAACUCUGUGACUGUUUAGUCAUUGAACAUAGAGCCAUAUACCAAUUUACCAGACCAUUACUUUUAUAGGACCCCAUUUUCCUUUUUUCUUUCUUGCUUUCUUUCAAAUCCAAACACAGCUCAAAACAAAGAAGAAAAGAACAAAGUGAGUAAUGGCAGCCAAAUAUUAGAAAAUUCCCCCCCUUUGCUUUGGAGACUGCAAGAAGUGCAAGCUUGCUCCCAACUCUCAAAGCUGUAUUCUUUCUAAUGCCAAAAAAUAUUGCUCCUUUCUGCAAAAUCCCCACAACCCCAUAAACCAAAACACAUGCUCCUCUUCUUAUUUCUCCAUAACUUUCCUUAUAUAAUUUACCAACCCCACUACUUCCUUCUCCUCCUCCUCCUUCAUACUACUACUACUACUACUAAACUUUCUUAUAUUUCUCAACUUCUUUGUACUCCUUGUAUGUUUUCUUGAUUUGGGUAGUUCAAGAACUUAGCAAAGAUGAUAACUUUAUCUGAUUUCUACCAUGUUAUGACUGCUGUUGUCCCACUUUAUGUGGCUAUGAUACUAGCUUAUGGCUCUGUCAAAUGGUGGAAGAUUUUCUCACCAGACCAGUGUUCUGGUAUCAACAGAUUUGUAGCACUUUUUGCUGUUCCACUUCUCUCAUUCCACUUUAUUGCUGCUAAUGAUCCUUACACUAUGAACUUAAGAUUCAUUGCUGCAGACACUUUGCAGAAACUUAUGGUUCUUGGGGCUCUUGCUGUUUGGGCUAACUUCAGCAAAAGGGGUAGCUUGGAAUGGAGCAUAACACUCUUUUCUCUAUCAACUCUACCAAAUACUUUGGUUAUGGGUAUUCCUUUGUUAAAGGGAAUGUAUGGGGACUUCUCUGGGAGUUUGAUGGUGCAAAUAGUUGUACUACAGUGUAUCAUUUGGUACACUUUGAUGCUUUUUAUGUUUGAGUUUAGAGGUGCAAGAUUGCUAAUCUCUGAGCAAUUUCCAGAUACUGCUGGCUCAAUUGUCUCUAUCCAUGUUGAUUCUGAUGUCAUGUCAUUAGAUGGAAGACAAGUUUUGGAAACUGAAGCAGAAUUAAAAGAAGAUGGGAAGCUUCAUGUCACUGUAAGAAAAUCAAAUGCAUCAAGGUCUGACAUAUUCUCAAGAAGGUCACAGGGAUUUAGUUCUACUACUCCAAGGCCAUCAAAUUUGACAAAUGCUGAGAUUUACUCUUUGCAGUCUUCAAGAAACCCAACUCCAAGAGGGUCUAGUUUCAACCAUACUGAUUUUUACUCAAUGGUUGCUGGUGGAAGGAACUCAAACUUUGGUGCAAAUGAUGUUUAUGGUAUGUCUAAUAAUUCAAGAGGGCCAACUCCGAGACCUUCAAAUUAUGAGGAGGAAAGUGGGAAAUCAAGAUUCAACAAUUACCAUGGUGGAGCAGCAGCAGCACAAAGUAAUAACACUCAUUAUCCAGCUCCAAAUCCUGGCAUGUUCUCACCUAGUAGUGGAACAAAAGCAAUCAAGAAAGGUAACAACAAGGGAGAAGAAGCUGGCAAGGAUCUUCAUAUGUUUGUUUGGAGUUCAAGUGCCUCUCCUGUUUCUGAUGUUUUUGGAGGACAUGAUUAUGCAGCUAAUUUAGACCAGCCUGCACCUAAUAAGGAUGUGAGAGUACCUAUCUCUCCUGGAAAAGUUGAGGGGCAAAGAAACAAUAAUCAAGAAAACUACAUGGAGAGGGAUGAUUUCAGCUUUGCAAAUAGAGAUGGAGCUGAUCAAAUGAACAAUCAAGAUGGUGAAAAAGCUGGAGAAAACAAAGCAAAAGUCAUGCCACCAACAAGUGUAAUGACAAGGCUUAUACUCAUCAUGGUUUGGAGGAAACUUAUCAGGAACCCAAACACUUACUCUAGCUUGUUUGGCCUCACUUGGUCUCUAGUUUCAUUCAGGUGGAAUUUGAAGAUGCCUGCUAUAAUUGCACAGUCCAUAUCUAUACUGUCAGAUGCAGGACUUGGCAUGGCAAUGUUCAGUCUCGGUCUGUUCAUGGCUUUGCAACCAAGGAUCAUAGCAUGUGGGAAUUCUGUUGCAGCUUUUGCUAUGGCUGUGAGAUUCCUUGCAGGUCCAGCUGUUAUGGCAGCUGCUUCCAUUGCUGUUGGUCUUCAUGGAACUCUAUUACACGUGGCAAUUGUACAGGCAGCUCUACCCCAAGGAAUUGUCCCUUUUGUCUUCGCUAAGGAAUACAACGUUCAUCCUGACAUUCUCAGCACAGCUGUCAUUUUUGGGAUGUUGAUUGCCUUGCCGAUUACACUGGUCUACUACAUUUGUAUGGGACUUUGAAGAGGGGAAUUAAUUAAUUCCAUGCAUCAAAUUAAUAUUAGUGCAGCCAUUGGCAUGGAGAUCGAAAAAGCUCACAAUUUUUUUGUGUAUUGAAAAGAGCUGUAACAAAGUGAUGAGGAAAAAGCAAGCUAGCAGAGGGGGAAAGGGAAAAAGAUGUGUUCUAGCUUUAAUUAGAUGAAACGUAAUUAAUUAAGUCUCCCUCAUUCAAAUGUCUUAAUGGGUUGUCUCUUUGGUACGUACGUAGUCAAGUUGUAAAAUCAUGUUUAAUUUAAUGAUUAGCAGGAAAAAGAAAAUUUUGAUUCCUA